CGCGUUCCCAGCGUGCCCCGCGCGGAGCCCGCGCUCCUGCUCUGCUCGCGCGGCGGGGUCUGAGCGCGGCGGGGGCGGUGGCGGCUCCCACCAUGUCGGGCGAGGAGGAGGCGGCCGAGCUCACCAUCGCCGAGGACCUGGUGGUCACCAAGUACAAGAUGGGGGGGGACAUCGCCAACCGGGUCCUGCGAGCAGUGGUGGAAGCAGCGAACUCGGGUGCCUCGGUCCUCUGCCUCUGUGAGAAGGGGGACGCCAUGAUCAUGGAGGAGACCGGCAAGAUCUUCAAGAAGGAGAAGGAAAUGAAAAAAGGUAUUGCCUUCCCGACGAGUAUAUCGGUAAAUAACUGCGUCUGUCACUUUUCCCCAUUGAAGAGCGACCAGGAUUACAUCCUCAAAGACGGAGACCUUGUCAAAAUUGACCUGGGAGUCCACGUCGACGGCUUCAUAGCGAAUGUAGCACACAGUUUUGUCAUAGACGCCUCAAAGGAAAACCCUGUGUCAGGCCGUAAAGCUGAUGUCAUCAAAGCAGCUCAUCUCUGCGCCGAAGCUGCGCUCCGCUUGGUAAAGCCCGGAAACCAGAACACACAAGUGACAGACGCGUGGAACAAAAUAGCCCACUCGUUUCACUGCACGCCGAUCGAAGGGAUGCUGUCACACCAGCUGAAGCAGCAUGUGAUCGAUGGUGAGAAAACCAUCAUCCAGAACCCGACAGACCAGCAAAAGAAGGACCACGAAAAAGCAGAAUUUGAGGUCCACGAAGUUUACGCUGUCGAUGUUCUUGUCAGCAGUGGGGAGGGAAAGGCAAAGGAUGCAGGACAGAGAACUACGAUUUACAAAAGGGACCCCUCCAAACAGUACGGCUUGAAGAUGAAAACCUCCCGUGCCUUUUUCAGCGAGGUGGAGAGGCGCUUCGACACGAUGCCAUUUACUCUCAGGGCAUUUGAGGAUGAGAAGAAGGCCCGGAUGGGGGUGGUGGAAUGCGCCAAACACGAGCUGCUCCAGCCUUUCAAUGUCCUUUACGAGAAAGAAGGAGAGUUUGUCGCACAGUUCAAAUUCACGGUGCUUUUAAUGCCCAACGGUCCGAUGCGGAUAACCAGCGGCCCCUUCGAACCCGAGCUCUACAAGUCGGAGUUUGAGGUGCAGGACGGAGAGCUGAAGGCCCUUCUACAGAGCUCUGCCAGCCGGAAAACCCAGAAAAAGAAGAAAAAGAAGGCCUCCAGGAACGCGGAGAACGCCACUACGGGAGAGACGGCGGAGGAGAAUGAGGCUGGCGACUGAGCGGCUCCCACUCCUGCCGGGUAGCGCCCAACUCACACACACUCGCCCCUUUUCCCCCCCGAAAAAAACGAAAUAAUCUGGCACCGUUUUGUCUCUUACGACCAAACCACAACUAGUCCGGAUGCCCCACCGCCAGCUCCUCUCGACUUUGCCAAGGAGGGAGGAUCCUCUCAGCCACCUCAGGCUCCUUCCAAAAGAAAGCAGACAAAUAAAAUCGGGAGUGAAAGCCGGUCUAGAUCCGCUCUUUCUAACCUUGUGCUUGUUGAGGCGAGCAGGGAGAGAAGGGAGCACACGGGCCUGCCGGCUCGCUGCCUCCUCCUCCUCUUUCUUUACAAUUUCUCCCUUUUACAGAUUGUCUUGGAGGAAAAAAAAAAAACAAACCCCAAACCCAACAGCUGAUUCCGCCCAAGCAAGCGCCCGGUGUUGAGGGAUGCGGAAUGUGCGGAUCUGCCUUGCGGCACCCUCGGCUCCUCCCGCUCUCCAUUACCUUGGGCAGAGGAUUUCUCCCUCUUUCCUUUUAGCCUCUAGAAUUGUAUGUUUUUAAUUGGGAAAAAUAUCAAAUUCUGUGCCCCCUGCGACUGUAACGGCUCAGUCUGUGCGGGAUUUACCUUAUAAACACUCUAUUUUCAACACGCUGCUGUGGCGAGCUCCUUUUUGAAGCGACUCUGCCUCGCUGGGAAGCGGUUAGUGUUCCCCCUUUGGCGCUGGCUCGGCAGCGGGAUGAGCUGCCACUGCCCGGCAGCGCUUUUUAAUUCCUUGCUGUCCCAGGGGAUUCAUCCUUUCCUGGGGCCCGUGCCUACAUUCCAGUCUCCAACGCGUUGGUGGCUCUCGGAAGGGUCUCCUGUCCGAGGGAAGCGCCGCGGGAGCUGCCUGACCAGGGCUGGGCUUUUGCUCUUUUUUAGUCUUUUUUUU
Messenger RNA from Cuculus canorus (common cuckoo), 2189 nucleotides. RefSeq names its product proliferation-associated 2G4 (gene PA2G4). The record is from RefSeq and is a predicted model, not a curated record. Lineage: Eukaryota; Metazoa; Chordata; Aves; Cuculiformes; Cuculidae. The transcript has 13 exons. Bases 93 to 1277 code for a protein of 394 amino acids.